AAGAGGGAAGAGAAAGUACGUGAGUGUGAAUGAGUGCUGAGGAGCAACGAAGCCAUCCGACAGGGGGAUUAAAUGAGGCAAAGCGACACAGAGGAGGACCUUGCAGUGGGAAUCUCUCGAUGGACAGAACGGCCGGGAGAAGAGAGUGACUUUCUGCAGCCGCAGUGGCAAGCCUGGGACCAUACGGCUCCCCUUCUCUGUCUGAUUUAUAAGGAGGGACAGUCACACAGCUGCUAACAGAGACAUACCUUCAUACACAGAUACACAAACCACACACCGUAGUUAUGGGGACGGUGAGUGAACUGUGCGUGUCGAGCCUUCAGACGUUCUUGUGUCCAGCUGUCGAGCCACUCGAGCAAGCACCAGUGCCAGAAGACCUCACCCCAGAGGAGCAGCAGGAGCUGGAGAAUAUCCGCCGGCGCAAGCAAGAGCUGCUGGAGGACAUUCAGCGGCUAAAGGAUGAGAUAGCAGAAGUGACUAGUGAGAUUGAGAACCUGGGUUCCACUGAGGAGAGGAAAAAUAUGCAGAGGAAUAAACAGGUGGCCAUGGGCCGUAAAAAAUUUAACAUGGACCCCAAAAAGGGUAUCCAGUUCCUGAUUGAGAAUGACUUGCUGAAGAAUACCAGCGAUGACAUUGCUCAAUUUCUCUACAAGGGUGAGGGCCUCAACAAAACAGCCAUUGGAGAUUACCUUGGAGAAAGAGAUGAAUUCAAUAUCCAGGUCCUUCAUGCCUUUGUGGAGCUCCAUGAGUUCACAGACCUCAACCUGGUUCAGGCCCUAAGACAGUUCCUGUGGAGUUUUCGGCUGCCGGGAGAAGCCCAGAAGAUUGACCGCAUGAUGGAGGCAUUUGCUCAGCGCUACUGUCAAUGCAACCCUGGUGUUUUCCAGUCCACAGACACCUGUUACAUCCUGUCAUUUGCCAUCAUCAUGCUGAACACCAGCCUCCACAACCCGAAUGUGAAAGACAAGCCAACUGUGGAACGAUUCAUCUCCAUGAACAGAGGCAUAAAUGAUGGAGGAGACUUACCUGAAGACCUGCUCAGGAAUCUGUAUGAGAGCAUCAAGAACGAGCCUUUCAAAAUUCCAGAAGACGACGGCAACGACCUCACACACACUUUCUUCAAUCCAGACAGAGAGGGCUGGCUGCUAAAAUUGGGGGGACGAGUUAAAACCUGGAAGAGGAGGUGGUUCAUCCUCACAGACAACUGUCUAUACUACUUUGAGUACACCACGGACAAAGAGCCCAGAGGAAUCAUCCCGCUGGAGAACCUGAGCAUCAAGGAGGUGGAGGAUAAGAAGCCUAACUGCUUUGAGCUUUUCAUUCCUGACAACAAGGACCAGGUGAUAAAAGCCUGCAAGACUGAGGCUGACGGACGUGUUGUGGAGGGCAACCACACCUUCUACCGCAUCUCUGCCCCGACUGCUGAGGAGAAGGAGGAAUGGAUGAACAGCAUCAAAGCAGCCAUUAGCAGGGACCCCUUUUAUGAGAUGCUGGCAGCGAGGAAGAAGAAGGUGUCGUCCAUGAAGAGGCACUAGAGCUGCUCGGCUCUCCCAACGUUGCACUUGACAUAGCCGGGGGAGGGGUGGGGGUGGGGUCCAGGUGUCUGCUCGCCUAUUCUGGGCUGGUGCAGAGGCCAUGGUCGAGGUCUGCCUCAGACCUCUCCAAGGGAUUUCUAUAGGAUGCAUACCAGGUCUGGCUUUGGGACUCAAUGCGCCAGAAAAAACAGGAAGCAUGCUGGGGUUUUUAGAUAAGAGUCAGGGCCAAGGGCUCCUCUAACCUCCUGUCUGAAUGUCUCUCUUUCUCUUACAGCUUUGUAUGUGCUCUCUGUGUAUGAGGCCCGGAAGGGAGUCUUGCUGUGCAACUCAGCAAAAUCCCCUUUGAAGAUGCUUUAAAGAAAAAAAAAAGAAAAAAAUCAUACUUCCCAUAUACAUCGCAUACCUACACAACAUGCAUACACUCAUGCAGUCCCCCCGUCGCACACAUCGUUUUAACUCAGCAGGUCUGACCGAGUGUGGCUACCCAACCAAAAUAUUCCUCACUAUCUGAAAGAAAAGACCUUUUCUGAUGUGCUUUAAUAUGUUUUGGUAAUACGUGUCUAUUUUUACAGCUUUUAGUGUCAAUUCCUCCUUUUUGUUUGUUUGCUUUUGUAAAAUAUAAAGGUCUCGCAACAGAAACUGCAGAGGGGCUGUUGUGGGAGGGAGGGUGGGUAUCAUUUGCAAACUGUUGAUAAUUUUAUAGAAAAACAAAAACCUCUUUGUUAAAAACAAAAAAGAAAAAAAAAACAAGUUGCCACUCAGGAGAUUGUUACAAUGUUCUGAAAAUGUUCAUGUCAGGUUGACUUGGAUCCUGUUCACAACACGACCUCCAUGCAAGGAAUGAAAGACUCGGCGGAGUCCCAGACUGAAGAGUUUUUUUUUGUGUAUGUGAAGCUGCAGUGAGGGUGUCUGUUUGUCUGGACGGGGUCUCAGCGUUUGAUCUGAUUGUCAAUGUUCAUUUCCUGAAGGUCCCAGAGAUGCAUCCUGGGGAUUAGUGACCGCUAAAGAGCGGAGUGUCUUUCACCUUGGGCUUCUGAGGUCUUAGGUUGUCUAGAAAAUACAACUGUCAGCCCCUUUUUGUUUUCUCUUCCUGCACAUUUUCUCUUCUGCUCUCACCUUGUCUCCAACACAAAACCACUUUCUAUUACUGUAUCAUACAAAAGUUAUUUAAGUGUUAGAAAAGUUACUUUACUGCUGCACAGUGCCUGGCGCUCUAGAUGAAAUGUGAUGAGAAAUGCUGCUGGUUAGCGACAAUAGUUCAUUUUUUCUUUUCCUGAUCAAGCAUAGAAUUUUUUGUUUCAAAUCUUGUUCUCUGUCGAGGGUUACCGUUCUAACGGUAGGCCUUCAGCCCAACCUCACCAAUCAUUGUACAAUACUGCGUUCUUCGGCUUGUUUAUAUCUAAGUUGACGUCAUGAUAUAGUUUAUGACGUCGUUGUUGAGGCUUUAAAGGAGCACAAAUAAAUGUGUGGAUUAUUGAAGCUAUGCCUAGAAAAGAAAGGGUUGUCCCCGUCUCAGGAUCCAAUGUUUGAUGUGAAACAAUACAGGACUACUUUUUGUAUCAGGAAUGUACUGCAGUGAACCAAAAGAUAGAGGACAGGACGGCUGAUCCGACGGUCACGCUGCAGCAGUGACGCGUCCAAAAAGCAAAAAAAAAAAUUGUGUCGCGGCACAAUUUUACAAAUGCAGUCUGAGCUGUGCAUCAAGCAGUUGUCUUUUCUACUCUCGUCUACAGUUGUCUCAUCUGUGCCUGCUGUCCAUAAUCCACGCUCCCUGCCUGUUCUGUUUCCUGGGUCUCUUUUUUUUUCCUUUGCUCCUCUAAGCGCACUGCUCCUAGAGGGUAAAGUACAAAUGCAAAACAAUCAUAAUUCUAGACAGUAUUGGUUUAUUUAUCAAAGUUGUACAUAUUUAAAUGUAUAGUGGGUAUUUUGUCCUCAUUUUGUUUCUUAUUAGUUUUACCAUUUUCCUUUGAUAUACUGUCAUAAUGUUUGAUUUAAGGUUUCUAUCAAUGCCAUUUAAUCAAGCUGAAAUAAAGACAAAUUUGUCACAAUGAUGA
Molecule: messenger RNA, 3589 nt
Organism: Stegastes partitus (bicolor damselfish)
Lineage: Eukaryota; Metazoa; Chordata; Actinopteri; Pomacentridae
Gene: cyth1a
Product: cytohesin 1a
Exons: 13
Coding region: 285-1535 (416 amino acids)
Biological process (GO): regulation of ARF protein signal transduction
Molecular function (GO): guanyl-nucleotide exchange factor activity
Source: RefSeq, a predicted model, not a curated record